AUGACUCCAUCCCAUCAUAAACCAGAGUCCCUUCAAUCCUUAUCGGACUACAUCUCAGAGAGAGUGGAGAAGGAACGAGAAAUUUUUCGAAAUCAUCCACCUAUGAUCAUCACAGCAGCAGAUUCUUCCUCAACAAGUAUCACUAUGAAUCAUCAUCAGCUUGGAGAGCAGCCUCAAUUUCCACCUCAAUCUCAACCUAAAGCAACGACAUUUCAAGGCUUUCCUUCGAUAGAUCCAAAUGAUCAUUAUGAGGAUCACUCAAACCGACAAAAGUUACCUUCCAUUGACGAGUCCAUGAUCAUCAAUCCUUCCAACCAACAACAACAACAGGAAGGAUAUCAUCAACCAACAUCGUUCAAUCACUCCCAAAAAUCACAGAUGAGACGCCUUAGUAUCGGUAAGCCAUCAUCCUUCACUCUAACCUCCGAUUCUCCAAGAGGUUGUACUAUUCAGCAACUUGUGAGUAAGUGGGAACGACAUUUUCUCGAAUUGUCUCGACUUGCCUACAUCUCUGUAUUGAUGGGAAAAAGGCGACUCAGUGAAUGGACACUCAUGAACCAAGUGGCAGAAAGAAUUGCAGAGAUUACGGCAAGCAAGUUGUGUGUCAUCCUCAAGGAGGAUCCUCCUUCUUCUGCUUCUGACGCUUCCUCUAAUAAGAUCAAUCAUUCCUCCUUCUCGUCGUCUCAUCAUCAGAUCAACCAAGAGCAGCAUCAACAACGUCCGUAUGGAGAACUAAAAGUGAUUGGACUCUUUGGUCUCGAUGACGAGGACUACAAGCGUUUCGUUCAUGUGCAUCGACUGAGGUUUCCCACUCACAAAUCCCAUGCCAUGUUUAUUGAGGCAUUUGUCAACAGCAAACCCAUCAUUGGUACACCAAAUAUAGGCUCUUAUCGCCUUCCUCCAGGACAUGUUGAAAUUUUCAACUCCAUAUGCAUACCCAUUUGUUUUGGAAAACGUCCAUUGGGAGUGUUAAUAGCUGGUAACAGGGACGGAGACUAUACCGAAGAAAUGAUCCAUCCGUUAACUGCGUUGUGUAAUUCCAUUGGUCACAUUAUGAAAAUGUAUAGUAUGGAAACGGAUGAUGAAAACAAGACUUCAAGUGUUCCAAUAGCAGGUAUGACCUCGGAUUCAUCAACAAACUAUGAAUCUCCUCUAAUUUCAAUCAACGACAACCUUCCUUUACCACAAUUUGUCUCAAUGGACUCCAAUUUUCAAGCACCCAGAAUCACUCCUCUUCAUCCACCUAGUACACUCACAAGCAAACAAUCUACGAACAAAACUGACAAAAAACCUUCAUCACUAACAAGAGCUUCUAGCUCGAGCGGGAUACCUAGUCCACAAUCGCCUCCUCCCAUCUUGCAACGUGUUUACCAACUUGGUAAGAGCAAAAGCACCGCCUUAAUUAAGGCUGAAGGAAACAGCUCAUCUCCAACGACGGUGAUUACAUCAAGUGGUACAAACUGUGAUAUCAACGACGCAAAAUGCAUGAUAUCAUGUGGGAAUGAGCUUACAGUACCCCCCGAUCCUAACAAACUCUUUGCGCAUGACAAUUCAGCCAUAAGGACCUCAACCCCGUCCAGUGGAACGUCAAGUGUUUUAACAGGAAGCUCAAUCGAUACAUCACCUCUAUUUGAUGAAAUGGAAAACGAAUUAUUGCACUCGGCCGAAGUUUCACUUGCCGUUUUUAAGGCCGUUCGUGAUAGUAUCUUAAUUUUGGAUAGUGAUUUACAUGUCACUACCAUGAAUCCUAGUGCAAAAAAAUUCUUUGGAAUUUCACAAACAACUUCUCCGUUGACCUACGAGGGUGAUUUGCAUAUCACUGAAUUAAUACCUGACAACUACACACAACGAUUAGUUUGGUCUGAAAUUUGUAACUCAAGCCAAAAUUGGGUCCGACGAAAGGCACUUGCAAAAUGUAGAAACUACGACUUGGUCAUGAAGUCAUCUUCUGACACUCAAGAAUCAACACCCGUGGUGGAUAUUGUUUCAAAUAAUCCUUUGAGCCCAAUAGAAUCAUUCACACCAACAGCCUUGAAAUAUGAGUCCCAUGAUUUUUGUAGGAUGAUUCCUGUGCUUGUUAGCGCAAAUAGUUUCUUUUUCGGUAAUGAAACCUUUUAUGCGGUCACAGUCACAGAUGAGACAACAAAGGAAGACAUGAAAGAAAAGAUGAAGUUUAUUGCUUUUCUUAGUCAUGAAUUGAGGAAUCCAAUCCAAGUAAUUGUUUCUGGAGUACAGUGUCUCGUUGAUAUGCUCAAAAAAGAAGUUUCAAUUAGUGAGGAAAGAAAUUAUAUUGUGAAGAGCUUAUUUGGAGCAUCCGAAUUUAUAACUCUAAUUAUCAAUGACAUGAUCGAUUUGACAAAGUUGGAAAGUGGUCAUAUGAAGAUAUUUGAAACAACGUUUAACAUUAGAGAUAAGGUCAUGCAAGUCAUGCAAAUGCUACAAAUUUAUCAAGAGAAAAAUCUAGAAAUUAAGUCUUACAUUAAUGGCAAUGUUCCUCCCAUGCUCUACUCAGAUUCUACAAAGCUACAACAAAUCCUAGUCAAUAUCAUGACUAACUCAUGUAAAUACACAAAAAAGGGAAGUGUUGAGCUGAAUGUUUCUUAUACGGAGGACAAUCACAACCCCAGAGUCAUUUUUAAAAUUAAGGAUACUGGUUUAGGUAUUGACAAAUCGGAGCUUCCUUCCAUGUUUAGACUCUACAAACGAUUGCACCGAAAACAUUUUGAAGCUACUGGAAGUGGAAUUGGUUUAGCAUUAUCCAAGCUGUUGUGUGACAUUCUUGGCUGUUCAAUUAGUGUGGACUCUGAAAAGAAUAAGGGGUCAAUAUUUACGGUAGAGGUGCCGUACAAGAAACAAUUUAUACAGGAGUUUUCAAUGAGAGAGGAAACGUUUCAGAGUGGCGAGAAGAACGAUUGUGAAAUAACAGCCUCGUCAUCGGCUGAAAUGGAGACACCGAAGGUUGAACAAAUCCAAAAGACAGCACCUUCUCCCGAAAAUGUUUUGAAAGGCAAAAGAUGUUUAAUCGUAGAUGAUAGUGAAAUUAUUCGAAAACUAUUAAGAAACAUGUUGAAAGACUUUUGCAGCAAUUGCAAAGAAGCGGAAAAUGGACAAGAAGCCAUUCACAUGUGUGACGUGUAUGAGUUUGAUUUCAUCAUCAUGGAUGUCAUAAUGCCUGUCAUGUCUGGAAAUGAUUGUAUUAAGAAGCUAAGGACUGAGAAAAAGAUUAACACACCAAUCAUCGCUCUUACAGGAAACUCGUUGACAGAAGAAGUGAAUGCUUUGCUAUCUAUUGGAGCGAAUAGAGUUUUGCUGAAGCCAGUGAAACGAGCUGAAUUGCUCUCAGAAUUGGUGCAAGUGCUUUGCAAUGUGAACAAUCCUUAA
Messenger RNA from Naegleria fowleri, 3381 nucleotides. RefSeq lists its product as uncharacterized. The coding region runs from base 1 to 3381 and encodes 1126 amino acids. The transcript has 3 exons. NCBI's taxonomy places the organism in Eukaryota, Heterolobosea, Eutetramitea, Acrasida, Naegleriidae. Gene Ontology annotation, molecular function: phosphorelay sensor kinase activity; protein binding; histidine phosphotransfer kinase activity. Gene Ontology annotation, biological process: protein autophosphorylation; phosphorelay signal transduction system. The record is from RefSeq and is a predicted model, not a curated record.